CUAGGUUGCUCUGUGUUGUGUUGCCAUAGCAACGUGUUAUUACCAUGGUUACCAAAUCAACAACGUCAACCAUUUUGAAUUUACAGCCUUUCUACACGCAUACAACACAUUUCUACAAGUUUUACAUCGAAUCAUGACUGAAAGAUUGAUAAUAGACCAGUCAACAUUGGUGAAAUACGAUAACCCAUUACUAGUGACCAAACACGAUGACAAUUCAAAAGAGGUUGAUAUACAAACCUGCAAGACCAAAGGUGUCGCCGAUCCAAAACACGAAAUCGAAGAAGUAUUGAAUUCCAUCCUGCCGCCGAAGGAAUGGGAAGAAGAGGGUCAACUCUGGCGUCAGCACGUCUCGACCACACCGGCAACACGUCAGGACGUGGUGAAUCUUCAGGAGCAACUGGAUAUGCGACUGCAGCAGCGUCAAGCACGCGAGACCGGUAUCUGUCCAAUCAGACGCGAGCUCUACACGCAGUGUUUCAACGAGGUGAUAAGACAAGUGACGAUCAACUGCGCUGAACGCGGAUUGUUGCUUCUGCGCAUCCGUGACGAGAUGCGAAUGACAAUCGAAGCGUUUCAAGCAUUGUAUUGCAGCAGCAUUGCGUUCGGCAUGCGCAAAGCGCUGCAAUCCGAACAGGGAAAAACCGACUUACAGAAGGACGUUGAUGAAUUGAAGGAGGAACGUACGGAUUUAGAACGACAACUUGCUGAUCUGAGACAGCGUGCUGAGCAGGCCGAUCGUCGCGCCGCCGAGUUACGACUCGCCGAAGAGAAGAAACACGCUGAAGAGAUUUCAUUUCUUAAAAAAACCAAUCAACAAUUAAAAGCGCAGCUAGAAGGCAUCAUCGCACCGAAAAGCAACAAAUAGCACCGGUAUUGUAUUAAAUAUUUAUUUGUAGCACAAUAUAAUGUAAUAAACGUCCUAAUAAUUCA
Dalotia coriaria is the source of this 930-nucleotide messenger RNA. RefSeq names its product putative inner dynein arm light chain, axonemal. Gene Ontology annotation, molecular function: dynein heavy chain binding. The record is from RefSeq and is a predicted model, not a curated record. Bases 134 to 865 code for a protein of 243 amino acids. Lineage: Eukaryota; Metazoa; Arthropoda; Insecta; Coleoptera; Staphylinidae. Gene Ontology annotation, cellular component: axoneme; filopodium. The transcript is spliced from 2 exons.